This is a messenger RNA of Penicillium cosmopolitanum, 897 nucleotides long. RefSeq names its product 5'/3'-nucleotidase SurE. Gene Ontology annotation, molecular function: hydrolase activity. Lineage: Eukaryota; Fungi; Ascomycota; Eurotiomycetes; Eurotiales; Aspergillaceae. The record is from RefSeq and is a predicted model, not a curated record. The transcript has 4 exons. Bases 1 to 897 code for a protein of 298 amino acids. Gene Ontology annotation, cellular component: P-body.
AUGCAUAUCCUGGUCGUCAAUGACGACGGCCCGCCAAACGAGCGCGUCUCGCCCUACAUCCGCCCACUCGUCGACGAGCUCCAAUCCGCCGGCCACCUCGUCUCAGUCGCCAUCCCCGCCGCCUCACGCUCCUGGAUCGGCAAGGCCCACCUAAUCGAAGCCGAGCUAACGGCGAACCUCGUUCACCCCGACUCCUUCCAGCCCGACGGAACCUGGGACUCAACCUAUAAGCCUGAAUCUACUGGUCGAUCCGAAGAUGGCCAACAAGUUCAACCCGACUGGAUCGUCAUCCAAAACGGCACACCCGCCAGCUGCGCCCAGCUAGGCCUAUACAACCUCUUCACAGACCGACCACCCAUCGACCUCGUAAUCUCGGGCCCAAACCACGGCCGCAACGCCUCAACAAUCUACAACCUCUCCUCCGGAACAGUCGGCGGAGCCCUGGAAGCCGUUUUCUGCGGGAAGCGCGGCAUCGCGAUUUCAUUCGGUAGCAAGGAUCCGCAAACUGAUAGCGUUAUUGCGGCUGCGGCCCGGCUGGCUGUUAAGGUUAGGAAAGAGGAGGCUAAGAGGAUUUUGAAUGGGAAUGGGAAUGGGAAUGGGGUUACGGCUAAUGGGGUUAAUGGUGUGCAUAAGGAGUGUAAUGGUGUUAACGGUGUCAAUGGGGUUAAUGGUGUGCAUCAUGAUGAGCCUGAGACCAAGGCUGAGACUGGGACUGUCUCCAAGCAGCGCCAUUUCAAGUGGUCUGCUGAUUUGUCGGAUAUGAAGAAGAGGUUGCAAGAGAGUGAGGAGGGGACGGAUGCGCAUACCGUUCUGAAUGGCUCGACUAGUGUGACUGCUUUGCGCGCCAACUUCUGGCACGUCCCUGGUUUGGAUGGGCCGAUAGAUCUUGAGCUGUGA